AUUUGGAGGAUACGUCCUCAAGCCUUAUAUUAUUAGAAAGGAAAUAGACAUUGAUGAUGAUGCAUAAAUAUGUACAAUCUUUGUCUUCAAACACCAUAAGUAUUUCAUUUUCAGAACAAAGAAUCAUUUCAUAUUUUGUCACACUUACACUCUGGUACACUUAAUCAUCAAGCCUUAAUCUAGUUUAAUACUGUAUAACGAGUACAAAAAAACAAAAACAAAAAGGUCUCACCUCUUUUGUUUAAAAAAAAGAAGGAAAAAUCUCUGAUAAUUAAGAACCUUAUAAGCUAUUAUUAAAUAGGCUAGCCAGGGCUCGACAAGAACCCCAAAAACCAACAAUCAGGUCUCAUUUUUUUAUCCUCUCUAUUAUCAAGAAUCAGAAGAGAAAAAUGGGUUCUGAAACUCCUCUUAAGCUACCUGCCAUAGACUUCUCAACUGAAAACCUAAAGCCUGGAACUGUGGAAUGGGAAUUAGUGAAAACCCAGGUUCGCAAUGCACUAGAAGAGUAUGGCUGUUUUGAGGCCUUUUUUAGCAGAGUUCAUAAUGACCUUAAAAAGGGUGUUUUUGGUGCAAUUGAAGAGCUCUUUGAGCUACCACUGCAGACCAAAUUGAAAAAUGUUUCUAGGAAACCCUUUCAUGGUUAUGUUGGACAGUAUCCUCAGGCUCCAUUGUACGAGAGUAUGGGCAUUGAGGAUCCCGACACUGUUGAAAAGGUGGAGAGCUUUACUAGUGUCUUAUGGCCUCAAGGAAACCUAACUUUUAGUAAAACUGUACAAUCAUUUUCGGAGCAAGUAUCAAAAUUGGAUAAAGUAGUUCGAAGGAUGAUUGUAGAGAGCCUUGGUCUUGAGAAAUACAUGGAUGAACAUAUGAACUCAACAGAUUACCUUCUCAGGGUGAUGAAGUAUAAGGGUCCUGAAACCAGUGAGGCAAAGCUUGGCCUACAUCCUCAUACUGAUAAAAAUAUUGUUACCAUAUUGUUCCAAAAUCAGGUUGAUGGGUUGGAGGUAAAAACUAAAAAUGGUGAGUGGAUCACAGUGAAACUCUCACCAGACUCUUUUGUCGUCAUGAUUGGAGAUUCUCUUCUCGCUUGGGCAAAUGGCCGAUUGCACUCUCCCUAUCACCGUGUUAUGAUGACCGGAAAUGAAGCGAGGUAUUCUUGUGGAUUGUUUUCGAUCCCGAAAGCUGGGUACAUUGUUAAAGCCCCAGAGGAGCUGAUCGAUGAAGAACAUCCUUUGCUGUUUAAGCCCUUUGAUCAUGUUGAGUUCCUUGGAUUCUACUAUACAGAGGCUGGUCAGAGAGCUCAAUCUGCUCUCAAGGCUUAUUGUGGUGUGUAAAUGGUUUUAGUAACUCCAACUGUCUUGGCCUUUUGUUAUGUUUAAUAAUAAGAAAAUAAGUCUGUUUGUCUUGUGCAUAUAAAUCUGCAAUCCGAAGUCUUGAUUUGGCAUGAUAUUUAUAUAACUAUGUAUACUUUCCUAAGUAGAUAUGAAAUUGAUACAACAAAAUAAGACUGUAAUUUUAAUUUUA
Molecule: messenger RNA, 1524 nt
Organism: Ricinus communis (castor bean)
Lineage: Eukaryota; Viridiplantae; Streptophyta; Magnoliopsida; Malpighiales; Euphorbiaceae
Product: probable 2-oxoglutarate-dependent dioxygenase AOP1.2
Exons: 3
Coding region: 390-1334 (314 amino acids)
Molecular function (GO): dioxygenase activity
Source: RefSeq, a predicted model, not a curated record